This is a messenger RNA of Tilletiaria anomala UBC 951, 1997 nucleotides long. RefSeq names its product acyl-CoA N-acyltransferase. Gene Ontology annotation, molecular function: histone acetyltransferase activity. The record is from RefSeq and is a predicted model, not a curated record. Lineage: Eukaryota; Fungi; Basidiomycota; Exobasidiomycetes; Georgefischeriales; Tilletiariaceae. Bases 122 to 1951 code for a protein of 609 amino acids. The transcript is spliced from 8 exons. Gene Ontology annotation, biological process: regulation of DNA-templated transcription.
GAACGGUAGCCAAACAUUUCUCUAUACUGCGCGAGGUUCUUGUUGAAGUUUCGCAAGUUCGAGGGUUGUAUACAGCCUCACGCAUGUCACAGCUUGCACUGUGACGCAAAAUAAGCAGAACAUGACAGGCAACCAAUCAGAGCAGGCCGGCGCCGGCCGUGCUCUUCCGGCGAAAGUUGUGGAUUCUGCCCCUGUGCCAGCUGGCCCGCUGAGACCUCGAACGCCGUGCUACGUGCAGCAGCAGGACGGUGCUUUGCUUCCUGGCGUCAUUGUCGAGUACUCUCUCUGGGCUGACCCGGCUCAACCUCGAUACCAUUACUAUGUUCAUCUUGAAGGCACCGACAAGCGGUUAGACCGAUGGAUCGAUGAAAGCGCCAUCCACUCGCGGGACGGAAAAUCGAAGGUAGAAGCAACACAGAAGGGUUCCGACGCUACCGAAGUUGCGACAGAAACGGUUGGCCAGCAUGGGGGUCCUAUCUCUUCAAAGACAGUGUCCGCAACGGCGCUUGGCAAACGGAAGCGCCAGGAUCAUCUCAACGGUGCGCUCCCCAGCCGUGAUUCCACGCCAGUGCCACAUGCGGUACGCGAGUCGCACGCUCACCCAAGCAGCAACGUCCGGAAUAUCGACCGCGUGUUUUUUGGCUCUUUUGAUAUCAAGACCUGGUACUACUCGCCGUACCCGCUCGAAGAGCAUGACCACGAUGCACAUGGUGCCAUCCAUCAAAGCGCCGUUUCUUCGAGUACGACUGGAGCCCAAGCAGGCACAGAAGAUAAAGCACGGUUCUCGUACCUUCCCGCAAAGACGCUCCGAAGCCUAUGGGUCUGCGAAGGCUGCUUCAAGUACAUGAGGACAUUCGCCGGAUACAAGGCGCAUUCUAAAACAUGUGCGAAUAAUCGCCCACCAGGGGAGAAGGUUUACCAACGAGGAGCCCACACCAUAUGGAAGGUCGAGGGUCAGAAGGAAAAGUUGUAUGGACAAAACUUGUCCCUCUUUGGAAAGUUGUUCAUCGAUCACAAGACCAUCUACUUUGAUGUGGAGCCCUUCGACUUUUACGUUCUCACCGAUGCUAGCACUGCUUUUGACCACCCAAUCGGCUUCUUUUCGAAGGAACAAGUCUCGUAUGACGAUUAUAAUUUGGCUUGCAUUGUGACCUUUCCUCCUUUCCAGAAGCGAGGAUACGGUACGCUAAUGAUGGAAUUCAGCUAUUAUUUAUCUGCCCUAUCCAAAUUCCAAGGGACUCCCGAACGCCCACUGUCCGACCUCGGCUUGAAAGGCUACCUGUCCCAUUGGGCCUCCGUCGUGCUCCGCACUCUCGCUCUGGCGAUCAACAUCGAAGGCCUCCCCGUCAGCCUGAUUGCUGAUGAUUCAACGAGCGUGUUGCGCCAAGCGCGCCAGCAGGCAGAGGUGGUUCGCGUUCGACGUCUGCUUGCGGGUCUUCCGGAAUCGCAGGUUCCUCAGAGACCGGUCAAUGUGGCGGACAAAGCGGAUGGAGUAACAGAGGAGCGCCGUCGCAAGCGCAAGUCGAAAGGCUGGGCAGGUGAAACUUCUGCUGCGAGAUCAGUCACGCCAAAUCGCCAUUCUUCACCGAUAACAGAGCGCAGUAUCUCGCCACGCUUGAUUGCGAACGACGAAUCCCAUGGCGUAAAAGCUGAACAUCUAAAAAUGGAAGAUCCAGUGACGGAUAGCCCGGUUCAGUUGACAUCCAUCGACACUACGCUCGAAGGACUAGCUCUGGCCUGCAACUUGCGAGUCGACGAUGUGGCUUUCACACUUGCUGAAUGUGGCCUAUUAGACUUGCAGCUUCAUGCGCCUAAUGUCACGCAGGAUGGAAGUAAAGAGGAUGGCCCCGAGGGCUCCAAGGUCGUUCUGUCUGUGGAUGCCAUCAAGGAGGUCAUUUUAAGACGCGGCAUCAAGCGCCCGCUGCUUGACGUUGCAUAUGUACUCAUCUAGCGAUGCCUACUCUCGUGGGAAUGAAUGAUGGAAUGUCGCCCACGAU